Messenger RNA from Silurus meridionalis, 1907 nucleotides. RefSeq names its product annexin A4-like. Gene Ontology annotation, molecular function: calcium-dependent phospholipid binding; calcium ion binding. The record is from RefSeq and is a predicted model, not a curated record. The coding region runs from base 75 to 1487 and encodes 470 amino acids. NCBI's taxonomy places the organism in Eukaryota, Metazoa, Chordata, Actinopteri, Siluriformes, Siluridae. The transcript has 15 exons. Gene Ontology annotation, biological process: cytokinetic process; phagocytosis. Gene Ontology annotation, cellular component: cytoplasm.
GGCGCGCACACACACACACACACACACACACUUCCUGAUUCGGCUUCACUGCGCUCACUAGCUUGAGAGUUAUAAUGAGUUACCCCGGAUAUCCUGGUUACCCACCUCAGGGUGGUGGCUACCCACCCCAACAGCAGGGUGGGUAUCCUGGGUACCCUCCUCAGGCUGGGGGUUACCCAGCAGGUGGUGGAUUCCCUCCACAACAGCCAGGUGGGUAUCCAGGGUACACCCCUCAGGGAGGUGGUUACCCCGGGUACCCCGGAUUUCCCCAAGACCAGUCCGGAGGCUACCCUGGCAUGCCCCAAGGCGGAUGGGGAGGUCAGCCUGGGUUUGGAGCUCCGGGAGGUGGAAUGCCACAGGGGUAUCCUGGAGGUCCGGCGCCAGGGCAACAACCCAUGCCAAAUUUCCCUGGAGUCCCCCCCGGACCAAACCCCUCGUAUCCUGGAUUUGGAGGACCUGGAGCUCCCACUGGACCUGCAGCUCCCACUGGACCUGUAGCACCAGGAGCACCUGUAGCACCUGCUAUUAACCGUGGCUUCCGUGGCACCAUAAAGGACGCCCCCGGUGCUGACCCUCUCCGAGAUGUCGAGGUUCUCCGCAAAGCCAUGAAGGGCUUCGGCACUGAUGAGAACGCCAUCAUCGAGCUACUAGGAAAUCGCUCCAAUAAGCAGCGAGUGCCAAUGGUCAAGGCUUACAAGACCACUUAUGGCAAGGAUCUGAUCCAUGAUAUAAAGUCGGAGAUCUCAGGGAACUUCGAGGAUCUGGUGCUGGCCAUGUUGAAGAGCCCAUGCGAGUAUGAUGCCUACGAGCUUCACAAAGCCAUAUCGGGCGCAGGGACUGAUGAACCAUGUCUUAUUGAGAUUCUGUCAUCUCGCAAUAAUUUUGAGAUUCAGGAGAUCAACCGUAUUUAUAAAGCUGAAUACGGUAAAACUCUGGAGGACGCCAUCAUCCAUGACACCUCGGGUCACUUCCGCAGGCUGCUGGUUUCCCUCAGCCAGGGAAACCGUGAUGAGAGGGAGAACGUGGAUGUUUCUGUGGCCAAGCAGGAUGCUCAGGCACUCUACAAUGCAGGAGAGAAGAAACUCGGGACGGAUGAGUCUCAGUUCAAUGCCAUCCUGUGUGCACGCAGUAAACCACACCUGCGACAGGUGUUUCAUGAGUACCAGCAGAUGUGUGGGAAGGACAUUGAGAAGAGUAUCUGUGGUGAGAUGCACGGAGACCUGGAGAAUGGCAUGCUGGCAGUGGUGAAGUGUAUCAAGAACACUCCAGGCUUCUUUGCUGAGAGACUCCACAAGGCUAUGAAGGGGGCGGGGACUAAGGAUCGAACCCUGAUCCGUGUCAUGGUGAGUCGCUCUGAGGUCGACAUGCUGGACAUCAGACAGGAAUAUCUGCGUAACUACGGCAAAUCCCUUUACAACGACAUCUCAGGUGACACAUCUGGUGAUUACAAGAAGCUGCUGUUGAAGCUGUGUGGAGGAAGUGAUUGAGACAGCACACAUCACCACACACAGACACACACAGCAUCACCACACUAACACACACACACACACUCUCACACACUAACACACACACAUACCCUCACACAUAUCCACACACACAUAUCUACACACUGACACACAGCAACACACACAGAUGCUCCUCCUCCAGUCUGGUGUGUAAAGAAAGUGCAUUAGUGUGUGUGUGUGUGUGUGUGUGUGUGUGUGUGUGUGUGUGUGUAUAAACACACACUGCAUUUAUAUCCACUUGUAUCCUGCAUAGUGAAUUGUGUUAUAUGCUUUUAUAUGCUUUAAUAAUCCUAUAUAAACUAUGUAUAAUUUUAUUUGUGUGUGUGUGUGUGUGUGUGUGUGUGUGUGUGUGUGUGUGUGUGUGUAUAACUAACAAUCACAAUAAAGUCUGUUGAAACAUCA